GCGAAUGUAAGUAAAACCGAUCUUACUCCAUGGGGAAGAUGAGCGCAUUUGAGUCCGCCAUUGCUUGGGGUUUGGCCCUCGAAGCCCUCGCAAGCUCGAAACAAGUCGCCUUAUCGAUUCUACACGAUUUGAUCGCCCAAAUCCCACCGAACUUACCCGACGACUUGCGGAACAGCGUCAACGAAAGGGUCGCUCUGCGAUGCUUGGAGGAAUUAUUCGGCGCUCACGAUGCUCCUCCCGUCCGCCGGCGGUCCAAACUCAGCUUCGAAUUGUCGGAGAGCUGCCAACAGGUUCUUAGACGCAUUGUGAAUGAGACAGCAGAAUCUGAUGUGAGGAUGGGAGGAGGAGGGAAGUGGAAAUGGGAUAUUGAGCCCUUUAUUGAGCACAAAAGAGCUUCUAUGCCGACAUGUGCUUUGAACAUGCUUAAAGAUUCUGUUGUUGAUUGUAGUCAUCCAUAUGCUGAAUUGUUUGGAAGAAAGAGUGGAUUAGCAUAUGUUAGGGUUGCUGGGAGUGAUGGUAUUUUGGGGCUUAAUGGUGGCUGCUCUAAUGCUCCAAACAUUGGCGUUGAAGAAGCGCGGAAUGAUGAAAGUGCAUUGCCUUCCAAGAGGGGUAAAAAUGCCUCAGAAACCGAAAAAGUGGCGGAUGAAAACUAUGAUGGUUCAGGUGUAAAUGCCAAGAAGAUGAAGAUGGAUGACUCUUAUGUUUUGCAGUCGGCACAGGACAACUCAGUUCCUUUAGCGGGAAGAGAAAUGUUGGAAGGUUCAUUGGAAAGGGACAUUCCAGUUUCCCAGAGAGAAAAGUGUGUGUUGUCAGAAUUUCGGAUGGAUAUGAGGGUGGAAACGUGGGCACUAGAGGAUGGUCGUGGUGAUUAUACUGCCUCAAAGACAAGUGGGGAUGCAAUCCAUAAGAGUUUUGUAGAAAAUCCUUGUGCUGAUAAAUUCAAAGAUGGUAGUGGGUUUAGUCCUGAACGUACAAUAUCAGGUAUUGCUCCUCCACAUGAGACGCAGCAUAAGGUUUCUGCUAAAGACUCCAGUUGUAACAUUGACCAUGAGUUUCAUAUUGAAGUACCACAUCCUGUAUCUGUUGAUGGAUCCAAACAGAAGAGCAUUGCUGAUAAAGGCAAAGGUGUUAGUGAGCAUUGUCCUAAACUAACAACAUCACCUGUUGCUCCUCCAGGUAAAAGCCAGCCUAAGGUUUUUGCCAAAGAAUCUGAUUACAACAGUGCGCAUGAUUCUCAUAUUAAUAUAACACGUCCUGCAUCAGCAGAUGUAUCCCAGAAGAAGACCAUUGCUGAUGGAGUCAAGGACCUCUCACACUGGGAUUUCAUCGCCAUGGAGAAGCGUGAUUUCUUGAGCUCUAAAUGUGCAUUGACUCGUUAUUACUAUUCGAAAGAGAAAGAUCAUUGUCUAAUGUGUAAUGAAGGUGGUCAGUUGUUGAUUUGUAGUACCAGUGAUUGCCCUUUGGCGUAUCAUGAAAGCUGCAUGGGUUCCAAAUUUAUCUCUUAUAAGACCGGUGACUUUUACUGUCCCUUCUGUGCAUAUGAUCUAGAUCUCACGGAGUAUCUUGAAGCUGAGAAAGAAGCCUCCCGGUUAAAGAAGGACCUAUGGGCGUUUCUUUGUUUGCUAGGAUCAUCUUCUUGAAGGAAGUGAUCAGAAUGGGCAUUUGGGAAGAAAGUAAAGGAAAUCAAAGUGAUAAUUUAUCCCUGAUUUUACCAUCUUGGAGUGUGUUCUACAAAUUGUCAUUCCGCUUUUGUGUCUACAAUCUGAAAUUCUGAAUACCGGGCAAUACAUGACACAGAGAUGCUAACUUUUGAAUCAAAGUUACAGUCUCGACAAUCUGUUUGUGUACUUAUCUAAACUUGAUGAUCUGUGUUCUUUUGGUUCACCUUGGCUGUUCACUUGGAUGACUUUAAUGUACAUUUUAAAGUUAAUGUUUUAAUUA
Molecule: messenger RNA, 1941 nt
Organism: Rosa chinensis
Lineage: Eukaryota; Viridiplantae; Streptophyta; Magnoliopsida; Rosales; Rosaceae
Exons: 2
Coding region: 30-1640 (536 amino acids)
Source: RefSeq, a predicted model, not a curated record